AUGGAAGCAGACAAGGUCACAGAAGAGCCUCAUACCACCAUGGAUGCGGAAGAGAGCCUUUCUUCAAAGGACCCCUCUGCUCAGGACUCACAGGAGCCCCCUAUCCCUGAAAUCCCCUUAGAGCCUGCCCUCUCUGAAACCCUUUUAGAGCCCCUUGCCUCUGAAUCUCAUAUGGUGCCAUCCAUUUCCCAGAUCCCUUUAGAGACCUACACCUCUGAAACCCCUUUGGAGCCUUCCAUCUCUGAGAUUCCUUUAGAACACUCUGCCUCUGAGGUCCCUUUGGAGACCCCUAACCCUGAGAUCCAGUUGGAGACUCACAUCUCCAAGGUCCCAGAGAAACACCUUACUUUUCAGACCUCAUCACUAAGCUGUGUCUCUGUGUCUUCCUCUGAUUAUCUGAAGGAAGCCUUCUCUGAGUCUUCCUCCAGUGAGGGCUCAUGGACAAGGAGGCCUAUCCAGACCUCUGAAUCUGAGAGCGUUCCAAAGCACUCCCUUUCAGGCCUUCCAGCCCAGGUCCACCUGGACACAUCUGCAAAAGAUGGGGAAGAGGAAGAAGAGGGAGAGAAAGGGGUGGCUGCCACUGACAACACUGCUCACGCAGCUCAGCCUGAACACCAGUUGGACAACACCAUCCACCCAGUGGUCCCUGCUGAGCAGGCAGACCUGGUGGAAGUGACUAAGGCAAUGCACAAAGGGAAGUUUGGUGCUCAGGUGAAUUAUCUUUUCCAGUGGGAGAAGGAGGCAGCCCUGAAUGCCAUCCAAACAGGUCUCUAUAUUGGCUGGCGCUGCCCCCAUUAUCUAUGGGACUGUUUCCGGAUUGGGGAUGAGUCCAAGUGCUUUUGUGGACACUUGUUGAGAGAGCACCAGAUCAUCUCAGACAUAUCCGUGCCCUGCAAUGUGGGCCAGUGCCGCUGCCUCAUGUUCUGCUUUAUCCCAUCACGCCCAGAGGAGGUGGGUGAGUUCUGGCUCAAGAGACGGGCCACCUUUGACCCCAGGGCUUGGAGAGCCCAAUGUCGCUGCAAACACAGCCACGAAGACCACGCAGCUACCAGGUCCCAUUCCUGCAGGGUCAAAGGCUGUUGGUGCAACUGCUUUGAGUCUAAUUUCCUCUGUGCGGCCUGUGACUGGUGCUGGGAAGAACAUGAGACUUUCUUUGAGACUGAGGAGACCCGGCAGCGAGGAGGGAGGCCUCACGAGACAGACACCUGGCACAGGCCUCUGUGA
Molecule: messenger RNA, 1224 nt
Organism: Eubalaena glacialis (North Atlantic right whale)
Lineage: Eukaryota; Metazoa; Chordata; Mammalia; Artiodactyla; Balaenidae
Gene: FAM221B
Product: family with sequence similarity 221 member B
Exons: 6
Coding region: 1-1224 (407 amino acids)
Source: RefSeq, a predicted model, not a curated record